AGAUUCCCUGCCUGCGGGCUCCGAGCUGGUGCCCGGCGGGGCCCGCCCGAGGGCGGCAGAGGUGCAGUCGCCAGAGCCAUGGUGAUCAUGUCGGAGUUCCGCGCGGCGGUCGCCGGCUCAGACCAGAGCCUGCAGAAGCCCCUGCGAGUGGGCUUUUACGACAUCGAGCGGACGCUAGGGAAAGGCAAUUUCGCGGUAGUGAAGCUGGCCCGGCACCGAGUCACCAAGACCCAGGUUGCCAUAAAAAUAAUCGAUAAAGCAAGAUUAGAUUCAAGCAAUUUGGAGAAAAUAUAUAGAGAGGUUCAGAUUAUGAAGCUUUUGAACCAUCCUCACAUCAUAAAACUUUAUCAGGUUAUGGAAACCAAGGACAUGCUCUACAUUGUCACCGAGUUUGCGAAAAACGGAGAGAUGUUUGAUUAUUUGACCUCCAACGGGCACCUGAGUGAGGAGGAGGCGCGGAAGAAGUUCUGGCAAAUCCUGUCGGCCGUGGAGUACUGCCACAGCCACCACAUCGUGCACCGAGACCUCAAGACAGAGAACCUGCUGCUGGACAGCAACAUGGACAUCAAGCUGGCAGAUUUCGGGUUCGGGAAUUUCUACAAGCCAGGAGAAGCCCUGUCCACGUGGUGUGGGAGCCCCCCAUAUGCCGCCCCAGAGGUCUUUGAAGGGAAGGAGUACGAAGGUCCACAGCUCGACGUUUGGAGCCUUGGAGUUGUGCUGUACGUGCUGGUGUGCGGAUCGCUGCCCUUCGACGGGCCCAACCUGCCCACCCUGCGGCAGCGGGUGCUGGAGGGCCGCUUUCGCAUCCCCUUCUUCAUGUCCCAAGAUUGUGAGUCCCUGAUCCGCCGCAUGUUGGUGGUGGACCCCGCCAAGCGCAUCACCAUCGACCAAAUCAAGCAGCACCGCUGGAUCCAGGCAGAGCCCACGCUGCUGCAGCCCACCUGCUUGGCCUUCUUAGGGCAGGACUACAACUCCAACCUGGGCGACUACAAUGAGCAGGCGCUGGGCAUCAUGCAGAUGCUGGGCAUCGACCGGCAGAAGACCACAGAGUCCCUGCAGAACAGCAGCUACAACCACUUCGCAGCCAUCUAUUACCUCCUCCUCGAGCGGCUGAAGGAGUAUCGGAGUGCCCAGCUGCCAGCCCGCCCGGUGCCCACCCGGGUACCCAGGCCCCAGAGCUCUGAGCUCUGCAGCUUUGAGGUGGCCCACGAGGGGCUCACUGUUGAUCCCUUCCGCUCGCACCUGCUGUGCCCACAGCCCCAGAACCUGGUGCAGUCCGUCCUGCAGGUAGAGAUGGACUGCGACCUCAGCCCCUCGCUCCAGCCCUUGCUCUUCCCCGUGGAUGCCACCUGUGAGGGACUGUUCCGGCAUCGCCCCGUCUCCCCCAGCAGCCUGCUGGACACAGCCAUCAGUGAGGAGGCCAGGCAGGAUCAGGGCCUGGAGGACGAGCUGAAGGCCCAGAAGCCCCUGCCCAGUGGCACGGGUCGGCGGCACACGCUGGCAGAAGUCACCACCCACUUUUCCCCACACACCCUUCCAUGCAUUGUCAUUUCCUCCUCCUGUGCCACGGCGGCGGGGUCAUCCGAAGGGACCAGCUCCGACAGCUGCCUGACCGUCUCUGCAAGUGAUAGCCCCAUGGGGUUCGGUGGCCUUGCCACUCAUGGGCUGGGGGGCACCUGCUCGCCUGUCCAUGUGGCCGCACCACGCCUGGGGGACCAGUCCACCACCCCCAUCCUGCAGGCACAGGGGGGCCUGUGUGGCACCGUCCCGCUCCCUCUCAGCUUCCAGGAAGGACGGAGGGCCUCGGACACAUCGCUCACCCAAGGGCUGAAAGCCUUCCGGCAGCAGUUGAGGAAGAACGCCAGGACCAAAGGGUUUCUGGGACUGAACAAGAUCAAGGGACUGGCCCGCCAGGUGUGUCAGCCCUCCGCCGCCGCCAGCCGGGCCCCUCGAGGUGGCCUGAGCUCCGCACAAAGCGCAGGUGGCCGGGAGGGCCGGAACCUGCUGGAAGAGGUGCUCCACCAGCAGAGGCUGCUCCAGUUACAGCAUCACCCGGUGGCUGUGCCCCAGCCCAGCUGCCCACAGGCGCCCCCACCACCACCGCCCCCGUCCCCCUACGUCCUUCCCACCUGCGACAGCACCGCCUCCCCACUCUCCAGCAGCAUCCUGGUGCCCGGGCUCCAGAAGGGUCUGGUGCUAGGGCCCAGCCCGCUCCUGCCGGCCCACCUCUUCCCUGCCGCUGCCACCCCCAUGGCGUCAACAGCACAGCUCCUGGACGCCCACCUGCGUAUCAGCUCGGCCACUGCGCCCCUCGUCCCUGCUGCACCCCCUCAGCCUCACUUGGCUGUGCUGCCCCCUGGUUUCGAGCCCACAGGGCUGGCCCAGGGGGACUGUGAGAUGGAGGACCUCUCGGUGGGCCAGCUGGGCACCUUUGUGCUGGUGCAGUGAGACCUGGCCCCCGCCGGCAGUGGCCACUCCCAACUCUUUGAAGCAAUAAUUUCAGAGUAUGUGAAGAUGUUUUUGGACUUAAAGCCAAUAACUUUCUGGAAGCGAAACAAGCAAUACGUCUAGGUGUUCGGGGGGCGGGGGGCGUUGUUUUGUUUUGUUUUUGGUUGGAUUUUCGAUGGCUUUUACUUCUUCCUUGCACUGAACCACUGCGACCACGUGUAGGGACUGGAAACUUCUGGAAGACAAAUGAUAAGCAAGGGGCGUGUCACUGGGGUGGGUGGACGGGCAGGGUGGGAAAGG
Echinops telfairi (small Madagascar hedgehog) is the source of this 2748-nucleotide messenger RNA. It is a transcript of the gene SIK1, whose product is annotated as salt inducible kinase 1. The transcript has 14 exons. The record is from RefSeq and is a predicted model, not a curated record. Gene Ontology annotation, molecular function: protein serine/threonine kinase activity; ATP binding; tau-protein kinase activity. Gene Ontology annotation, cellular component: cytoplasm. Bases 79 to 2448 code for a protein of 789 amino acids. Gene Ontology annotation, biological process: protein phosphorylation; intracellular signal transduction; microtubule cytoskeleton organization. NCBI's taxonomy places the organism in Eukaryota, Metazoa, Chordata, Mammalia, Afrosoricida, Tenrecidae.